AUCCUUGGCACAAAUUACGAAACUAUUCUAUGAAAUUUGAAUUUAACUGUUUGCAACGGCAUUUAUGUUAUUUAGAAUAAAAACAGUCAGGGACCCUAGAUGAAAAUUUAUAAACACAAUUAUGUCUCAGCAUCUGCUUGACAAUCCGAACACAACCUCCUUGUUAAAAAAAUCAUUCACAAAGCAAACUUGAUUAUUUCUAGCUAAAGUGGAUCUCGCACCAUUAACAAAGAUCAAAGACAGAAGAGCUAUGGCCUUUCCAAGUCAACCUCCCAGUGUUUGAAAAAAUAUUAUUUCUAUUAUAAGCAUAUAUGAGUAUCAGGUUUUAGAAAAUAUUUGUUUCCAUAAGAUUCCUAUAAAAAAUUAUUCGAGCCGUAAGCGGUGGCUUUGAACUAUACAUUGAUAUUUACGUCACGUGGAUUCUUUUUCGACGCAACACACCCAUUCGACUUAUGGCCUCGUUUUGAAAAUUUCCCCUAACCUAAUUAUACAACUUUUUAGGGCUCAAAUUUGGUUUUAUCACCAUAAAUUUAGGCCGGCUAAAAUUUUUCAUAUUGUUUGUGCUUGUAGUUUAGAUUUUACGGAGAAAUGAAGAUUUGACCGCAAAAAUCAUUCGGGGGGGGGGGGGAACUUUACCCCCCUAGUCGCCAAUCACGGUCAAAUCCCUUAUAAAUUUUUUUAUCUUUUUGUCGUUACAAAAUCAAUAUCGUGAGCAAUACCAUAGUGAAAACUUCCAAGCAUACUAGAAUCAUUGCUCGCAAUCCGAAUCUGAGGUCAAAAAUUUUGUACAAAAUAAUUUGAAGAAUUUUUUAAAAUGAGGUCGUAAGUCGAAUUGGUCUAUGCUUAUAUUUGUCGCGUUAUAAGUCUCUCGUUUGAUUCGCGGGUUGACCCGUGCUCUAGCUAAAUAUUGUAAUUCUCUGUAGGUGCGUAGCUAGCGGAGAGUGUAGGGGGUGUCUAACACCCCUCCAAUAAAUACUUCGUGAAUUCGUCAGUUAAUCUUCAAUUUGCCUACAAAAUCCUUAGUUUGUCGGUAAAAUCAGCUAUCAGUAGGUGAAAUGGCACCUAAAUUUUUCAAUUGAUGACCCUCCACCCGCUAGUCUGAACGGUUAAGCGAUGCCACUGUUCGAAGUAUGUUAUUGUCUGAAUAUGUUAUUUGAAGGAAGUAUGAAUCGAUAUACUAUGAAUUGCCAUAAAAAGGGAUUCACUUGGCACGUAUGAGUUAUUUAUCCAUUGGCAACUUCAGGUUCAUUGCCUCGACGCAACUUGUACCCACUGCAGGUUCUUUGGUAUGCGGUUUGCCAAAAUCCGGAACCUUCGUUUUUGAGGCAUUGUUCCGGAUUUUCAAGCAACAGGUAGAUUGAGUGAACAUUUAUCAGUAAUACUAGGUUGAAGGGAAGUUCUGUUAUGUUACAUCUUUACACAAGCUGAAGCAUAUUACCAGGUAUCAACGUUUUUAUGCAAACAGAUGUGGUAUUCAAUUUCUAGAUUACCGAGCAGAAGACCAAACAACACCGGAAUCAAUCACGGUUUCACACAUACGAUGAAUCAAGCAAGUAUUUCCUUGCUUCUCCUCGCGACAAUUUUCAUUACAAACACAGAACGACACUUGGCUCUCGCAAGCAGUGCUGAUAUUUCUAAACAAUUGACUGAAAGGCUGAAGACAUAUGACAAAAGAGUUAGGCCAUAUCAUAACGUGUCAGCAGUAAAUGUUUCCGUGAAGUUGGGAGUCAUUGGUCUAGGCCCAGUCGACGAAAAAAGCCUGACACUUGGCCUGGACUUUUACUUACGGCAUUGGUGGAGAGAUGAGAGGCUUGAUUUUGGAAAUGAGGCAUUCAACUUCAAUGGUGAUCCAAGUGAUACAAUAUGGGUACCGGACACGUUCUUUCCAAAUGCCGUUGAUAUUAAACAUCACAAAACUCUUACUCCUAGCGCAAGAACCAUAAUAGGGCCUAACGGAACGGUUUACACAAGCAUAAGGCUCACAUUGAAGACCUUUUGCAAAAUGCAUCUCUCAAAUUACCCCUUUGACAAGCAGAUCUGCAAAGUUGUAUUAGAAAGCUACGCAUUUACUGGGAGAGAGAUGUCACUCUCUUGGAAGGAUGCAAAAAUUCCUGUCGAGUAUUUUUCUGAACAUGUGCAGCUAUCAGGAUAUGAUUUGGUAAGCAUUCAUGGAGAAACUGACGUGACAAUCUUCGAUAACGGAGAGAAGUUCGUAUCUCUUGUGGCUGCAGUCAACGUCAAACGUACAUUUACUUACCAUCUGUUCAGUGGGUAUAUGCCAACAACACUUCUCGUAAUACUGACAUGGGCCACGUUUUGGAUCCCGCCAAAAGCUGUGCCGGCGAGGGUUACGCUGAUCGUGACGAACUUCUUGUCUACAAUAUUUGUAAUUCAACAAGAAGGCUUGAAGAUAACUCGAGUUGAUUAUACAACCGCGAUUCAGAUAUUUCUCAUGACAAAUUUGGUUUUUGUUAUGCUGUCUAUGGUAGAAUACCUCAUCGUCCUGAAUACCCCUCCCAAAGUAAAGAAGAAGAAGAAGGUAAUUGUGAUUGCGAACGGGCUAGCGGAUAGUCUUCCUAAUGGAGAUCAAGAGCAAAAGGAGGGAAAGCAACUAGAAGCAAGAACUAUUGCUCAACGCUGCGAUAAAAAUUACUACUACGACGACGUGCAUUUUGUUGAUUAUUAUUCCAGAUUGAUAGUUCCUCUGUUAUAUGCUGCAUUUGUAGCUGCAUACAUAGGAUACUUUGUGAAUAAAACGUGACAGCCAAUAUCGUUCAGGAAACACAAGACUAUGCGGUGCUAUCAACGUUUCAACAUUUACAAACAGUUAUAGAUCUCCUUUUGGAACCAGUUAUAGACCUCCUUUUGGAACCAGUUAUAGACCUCCUUUUCAAUUACUGCAAAGGAGGCUUGCAAACGACACCUGAAUAUGACUACAGAAGGUUUCGGGGCUAUGAAAGCUUCCGUUCUACUUUGCCUCACAAGCGCAAACAUUGAAACAUAGUCUCGAGAGCAAUUAGAUUUCCAUGGCCUUCCAUGCUAUUGAUAUAAAUUUAUCUCAAUUAAACAUAAAUAAAUAUAUCUUUGGAACUGGCAUUAUUGCAUAUAUCUACCUAUAUUAAAUUAUAAAAUACUGAAAUAUUUAUUGGUUGAAUGGUAUAUAUACAUAUUUUAUAUUUCAUAUCCGUCCUUAUUGAAAGGAUAGAUUAGAUCAAACAUGUUGUGCUUUAACUAAAGCAUUUCAUCUCAUAUAAACAGCCAUAAAGAUUUUCUCUUCAUAGUAUUCGAAGGCUUUGUAAUAUAAGUGACAUAUUGUUGAUGGACUUUGUGGAAGACAAACGAUUUACUAUACAGACAGACUAUUGCAGUAAACAAGCGACAACGCAUUCAUGAAACCAAAACACCAGGGUGACAAGACAAAAACCUGAAAUUACCUAUUGAGCAAAUGAAUCAGCUCUAUACAGCCAUGAAAAAUAUUUCUUAAUAAUACGAGAUUGGACCAAUUAAACUUGAUCAGAAAUGUCAACAAAAUCUGACUACAACUGCGGCUAAACAGCAUUUCUGAAUACAAAGCACGGCAGCAAAGCAUAAUGGAUAUUGUCGAAAGGCAGGAGAUUUAAUGAAUAUGAUCCAUUGAAAAAGAUGUUAUGAUAAUCUUUCUGCGUCUUAAGCAGGUUAGAAUCGUCAAGCCAUUGCAGCUGCUCCUAGUGAAAAAUAUAUGAUAGAAAGACAAUGAAAGAAAAAUAGCUUAAUGUCAAAGAGUGUCAGACUCGGAUAGGUAUGUCAACUGUCUUGAUUAAAUGCUGACUCCGCUGUCUAGCAAUGGGAAAAACCAGGCACAAUAUAAUGCCACUGCCAAUACAAGGACAGUGAAUAGUUGAUUUUGAGAAUAUUUUGGAGAAUUGAAAUAAAUUAUAGGAAUAAAUUAAAAAUCAUAAAAAUGAAAGUAGUUAUAGGCCAACGACCAUUUUAGGGAAAUGAAGUUACAUCCUUAUAAAAUUCAAAAUUUACUUAAGACAAAGAAAUUCUGUAAUUAUCUAGCUUCCUUCCAUUGAAAACAAAACAAACUACUUUAACAAUUCUUAAGAAACGUUUGAUAAAACGAACUUACGUAUCAUGAGACAGACGAACGUUUUGUGAAAUGAACAAACAUUUCAUUUCUUAACAAAAAGGCCUCUGUCCCAUUUUAUUCAAAGUGUUUCUUAGAUGCAUGAAAAAUCGCCACAAAAUCUGUCCAA
Rhopilema esculentum is the source of this 4238-nucleotide messenger RNA. Its product is annotated as gamma-aminobutyric acid receptor subunit rho-1. Gene Ontology annotation, cellular component: membrane. Lineage: Eukaryota; Metazoa; Cnidaria; Scyphozoa; Rhizostomeae; Rhizostomatidae. Gene Ontology annotation, biological process: monoatomic ion transmembrane transport. Gene Ontology annotation, molecular function: transmembrane signaling receptor activity; extracellular ligand-gated monoatomic ion channel activity. The record is from RefSeq and is a predicted model, not a curated record.